AUGUCACCAAUGGCUUCUCUGGAUAAACUCUCAAACCCACUUGCAACCCCUGCCCAGCUUUUAAUGUCGUCCUCAUCCCUCGACAGGAUUCCCGCCGACUUAGAGACGUCCAUUCGCUAUGCUACAGUUCAACUUAUGCAGGCUGCUGGUAUCCUUCUUAGACUUCCGCAGGAUGUGAUUGCACAAGCCAUUGUGACUUUUUCGAGAUUCUGGGUUGGUUCUGAAGGCGGCAGCCUUGCUAUUCAUUCGUCAAAGGAUAUCUCUGCAGCAUCACUCUAUCUGAUGGCGAAGCAAUCUUUCGUGCCCGUUUCCCUACGUUCAAUCAUCAAUGUUUAUACUUUUCUUCUCUCCCCCGAAGCCUCCCCACUCGAUUUCGUCAACCCGCAGCCUCCCGUAGAAAGGCCAAGCCCGGAGACCUACUAUGUAUCAGAAGGCGCCUACCACGCAGAGCGACUAAUUUUGAUGAAAAUGGAGAGCGCGGUUCUCAGGACCCUUGCGUUUAAUACUCAUGUCACCCUCCCUCAUACCAUUGCCCUUACAUAUCUGCAAACCCUAGGAACAUCCUCCAGCGCAGUGUCAAAAAGAGUCUUCGAGCAUCUAAAUGCAGCAUUAUUCUCUCCACAACUCUUAUACUUGACUCACCAACCAAAUGCAUUGGCUGCUUCAGCGAUAUACCUUGCAGCAAGGGAGGAGAGUGUCAAACUGGUAGAUGGUGAAUGGUGGGAGGUCUUCGACGUGGAUAGAGAAGAGUUGGGCUUCGUGGUCGUUGGGAUGAGAAGUAUGGAAGGUUUCGCGAAAUCGGAAAAAGAAAAAUGGAAGGGCCGUCCUGUUCCUUUGACUGUUGAUCAGGUGGAGGCGGAGCUGGAAACUCGGAGAAUGCUGGAAGAAGGGGAAUGA
Paracoccidioides brasiliensis Pb18 is the source of this 897-nucleotide messenger RNA. RefSeq lists its product as uncharacterized. The coding region runs from base 1 to 897 and encodes 298 amino acids. The record is from RefSeq and is a predicted model, not a curated record. Gene Ontology annotation, molecular function: cyclin-dependent protein serine/threonine kinase regulator activity. The transcript has 2 exons. Gene Ontology annotation, cellular component: nucleus. Gene Ontology annotation, biological process: regulation of transcription by RNA polymerase II.